AUGCAAGAACAUUGUGGGGUGAGAAAGAGUUUGAAUUCUGAGUUAUGGCAUGCUUGUGCUGGUCCUCUUGUGACUUUACCUCAUGUGGGAGGUCUUGUUUAUUACUUCCCUCAAGGACAUAGUGAACAGGUUGCAGCUUCUACUAGAAGAACAGCAACGUCACAGAUUCCAAACUAUCCUAAUCUUCCUUCUCAGUUGUUGUGUCAAGUUCAAAAUGUCACACUACAUGCUGAUAAGGAAACGGAUGAAAUCUAUGCUCAAAUGACUCUUCAACCAUUGAAUUCUGAUAAAGAAGUGUUUCCUGUAUCUGAGUUUGGAUUGAGCCAAAGUAAACAUCCAACCGAGUUUUUCUGCAAAACUUUGACUGCUAGUGAUACUAGCACACAUGGUGGCUUUUCGGUUCCGCGCAGAGCUGCUGAGAAGCUGUUUCCUCCACUCAUAAGGCUACAUAGGACUAGUUUGGAUUACACAAUUCAACCUCCAACUCAAGAACUUGUUGUUAGAGAUUUGCAUGAUAAUACAUGGACGUUUCGACAUAUAUACCGAGGUCAGCCGAAGAGACACCUUCUCACAACAGGAUGGAGUUUGUUUGUCGACUCAAAAAGGCUUAGAGCGGGCGAUUCAGUUCUUUUUAUCAGGGAUGAGAAGUCACAAUUGCGAGUUGGUGUAAGGCGUGCUAAUCGUCAACAGACAACAACAUUGCCAUCAUCAGUACUUUCUGCUGAUAGCAUGCACAUUGGCAUCCUUGCUGCUGCAGCUCAUGCUGCCGCUAACCAAAGUCCUUUCACGAUUUUCUACAAUCCGAGUUCUUUUGAGAUUCAUCAAAUGGCAAAUGGAAAUAUAAAAAAGGCUACAUGGCUUCAUCCCAAUACAAGGCAACAACAUAACUCUAAUGAUUAUGGAUACUAUGUGAUGAAAAAUAUGUUGGAUAUUGUCUCUGCUAAUAUAACCGAGAAUUGGAUGCAGGUAUUUGAUGACCCAACAGAAUUAACACAAGAUGAUUUGUAUGAUUUGCGACUUCGUUGGGCAAAAUGUUUCUUUGAGUUAUGCAAAUUAAGUUUAUCUUGGCAAUGUGAUUUUGGUGUUGUCUACCGAAGAUUUUAUAUUGCUUUGAUUCCACCAAUAAUUUCAUUCUCAGUUUGUUAUUGCUAUUUGGUUAACAAAGAUUCUGCGUAA
Messenger RNA from Vicia faba (fava bean), 1176 nucleotides. The record is from the annotation of a GenBank genome assembly. NCBI's taxonomy places the organism in Eukaryota, Viridiplantae, Streptophyta, Magnoliopsida, Fabales, Fabaceae.